AUGAGGCUCAGACUAAUGCUGUAUAUCAUACAAGUAGGACACGUCAUACCAAGAAGUGUUGAGAAAGUGUUUUACAGUUUUUUAACAUCAGCAUUGGCCAUUUUCCCAAUAUUAUUCAAUACCAUAUGCAAUGCAAUGUUUUAUAAUUUCUUUUUUGCAAUGAAUAUAAAUAAUAAGAAAACAAACGUGAAGAAAAAAACUGAUAAAAAUCUAACUGGGAACAAAAAAAUCAAACUACAAGAAUGGGAAGAAGAGUUUUUAAAAAUAUUGAAUUAUAAAAAAAAUCCAGUUUUUCUUAAAAUUCCUGGUGCAUGUUCUAUUGGAACAGAGAAUGGUAAAGAAAAUACUUCACAAAUUUCUACGGAAAUUAAUAUGGAUACACAGUUAUUGCCUUCACUCACAAGCAUUGUACAAAAGCGGCGACAGAAAAGAAUCAAACAAGAAACUGAGGAAACAAAAAACUUGUCAACGCAAGAAUUGCAACGCCUUGUUCUACUUGAGCAAUUAAAUCUCGCUAGAUUGCAAGCCAAAAGGGAACAACUCAUGAUAGGCUGA
Molecule: messenger RNA, 555 nt
Organism: Psylliodes chrysocephalus
Lineage: Eukaryota; Metazoa; Arthropoda; Insecta; Coleoptera; Chrysomelidae
Source: the annotation of a GenBank genome assembly